Molecule: messenger RNA, 2272 nt
Organism: Myxozyma melibiosi
Lineage: Eukaryota; Fungi; Ascomycota; Lipomycetes; Lipomycetales; Lipomycetaceae
Product: ubiquitin-related domain-containing protein
Exons: 2
Coding region: 429-2030 (533 amino acids)
Biological process (GO): modification-dependent protein catabolic process; protein ubiquitination
Cellular component (GO): cytoplasm; nucleus
Molecular function (GO): ubiquitin protein ligase binding; protein tag activity
Source: RefSeq, a predicted model, not a curated record
UUGUAUGCUGUGUGCUGUUUAUUGUAUCUUUAUAUGUUUAUUGCAUAUUUGUUGUAUAUUUAUUGUAUAUCUAUAUACUGUCAUCUUCAUGUCUACCUCACCACAGCCCGACAACAACAGACAUCAGCAGAUCAGAUUAACAUACAAAGUGCGAAUGCGACUCACGUCAAUGCUCAAUCUCAAUGCCGUCGCCACCUGCAAAGUGACGCAGCGGCACAACUGCGCAAACACCGCGCCAAUCCCGCUGGAACAGCCCAGAACCGCGCCCCCGCCCCUCCCGAUAGCAUAGCCUUUGUUAAGUUUAGAUAGUUGUGGCAUCAAUUGCAGCACUUUUAUGUACUUGUGCCACAUCGGCAGUCUGCGUCCCUUGCACCGGCUUCGUCCGCCCGUCACACUUAUAAAUACGCCGCCGCCACCCCAUCUUCAUCAUGCAGAUCUUCGUAAAGACUCUCACCGGCAAGACCAUCACCCUCGAGGUCGAGUCGUCGGAUACUAUCGACAACGUCAAGUCCAAGAUCCAGGACAAGGAGGGAAUUCCCCCAGACCAGCAGCGACUCAUCUUCGCUGGCAAGCAGUUGGAAGACGGCCGCACUCUUUCUGAUUACAACAUCCAGAAGGAGUCGACCCUCCAUCUCGUUCUCCGUCUCCGUGGUGGUAUGCAGAUCUUCGUCAAGACUCUGACCGGAAAGACUAUCACUCUCGAGGUUGAGUCAUCAGACACCAUCGACAACGUCAAGUCCAAGAUCCAGGACAAGGAGGGAAUUCCCCCAGACCAGCAGCGACUCAUCUUCGCUGGCAAGCAGUUGGAAGACGGCCGCACUCUUUCUGAUUACAACAUCCAGAAGGAGUCGACCCUCCAUCUCGUUCUCCGUCUCCGUGGUGGUAUGCAGAUCUUCGUCAAGACUCUGACCGGAAAGACUAUCACUCUCGAGGUUGAGUCAUCAGACACCAUCGACAACGUCAAGUCCAAGAUCCAGGACAAGGAGGGAAUUCCCCCAGACCAGCAGCGACUCAUCUUCGCUGGCAAGCAGUUGGAAGACGGCCGCACUCUUUCUGAUUACAACAUCCAGAAGGAGUCGACCCUCCAUCUCGUUCUCCGUCUCCGUGGUGGUAUGCAGAUCUUCGUCAAGACUCUGACCGGAAAGACUAUCACUCUCGAGGUUGAGUCAUCAGACACCAUCGACAACGUCAAGUCCAAGAUCCAGGACAAGGAGGGAAUUCCCCCAGACCAGCAGCGACUCAUCUUCGCUGGCAAGCAGUUGGAAGACGGCCGCACUCUUUCUGAUUACAACAUCCAGAAGGAGUCGACCCUCCAUCUCGUUCUCCGUCUCCGUGGUGGUAUGCAGAUCUUCGUCAAGACUCUGACCGGAAAGACUAUCACUCUUGAGGUCGAGUCAUCAGACACCAUCGACAACGUCAAGUCGAAGAUCCAGGACAAGGAGGGCAUUCCCCCAGACCAGCAGCGACUCAUCUUCGCUGGUAAGCAGCUCGAGGACGGACGCACUCUCUCUGACUACAACAUCCAGAAGGAGUCCACUCUCCAUCUCGUCCUCCGUCUUCGUGGCGGUAUGCAGAUCUUCGUCAAGACCUUGACCGGAAAGACUAUCACUCUUGAGGUCGAGUCAUCAGACACCAUCGACAACGUCAAGUCGAAGAUUCAGGACAAGGAGGGCAUUCCCCCAGACCAGCAGCGACUCAUCUUCGCUGGUAAGCAGCUCGAGGACGGACGCACUCUCUCUGACUACAACAUCCAGAAGGAGUCCACUCUCCAUCUCGUCCUCCGUCUCCGCGGUGGCAUGCAGAUCUUCGUCAAGACUUUGACCGGAAAGACCAUCACUCUUGAGGUCGAGUCAUCAGACACCAUCGACAACGUCAAGUCGAAGAUUCAGGACAAGGAGGGCAUUCCCCCAGACCAGCAGCGACUCAUCUUCGCUGGUAAGCAGCUCGAGGACGGACGCACUCUCUCUGACUACAACAUUCAGAAGGAGUCGACCCUCCAUCUUGUCCUCCGUCUCCGCGGUGGAAACUAAUUCAUCGUUGAUUAUUAUGGCACUGUAUUUUAGGAAGGAAAGGAUUGUAUUUGUUUAGUUAUUAUACGAGGAGCGGGUACGGCGCGAGAUCUUCAUUGACUGAUUGGGUUUUGCGGUAGAAUCACUAUGUUCGGAUGUAAGAGUAAUAGUGUUUUCGAGUACGAAUAUAGAUAUCGCAUAUUGAUUGCGCCAUAACCAACAUUAAUAACAAUAACAAUAGUAGAAAUAGUAGAAGGUCUACU